Molecule: messenger RNA, 2459 nt
Organism: Drosophila innubila
Lineage: Eukaryota; Metazoa; Arthropoda; Insecta; Diptera; Drosophilidae
Gene: Dic61B
Product: WD repeat-containing protein 78
Exons: 5
Coding region: 137-2404 (755 amino acids)
Biological process (GO): cilium movement
Cellular component (GO): axonemal dynein complex
Molecular function (GO): dynein light chain binding; dynein heavy chain binding
Source: RefSeq, a predicted model, not a curated record
CAAAAUUAGAAUGGGAUUUAUGAUUUUAUAGAACUGAAAAUUCACAUUACUAAAUUUCUUUGAGAAAUACUUCUAUAGGAAAAGGAAAAUUUGUAAAGAUUUUCUUCACAUAAACGACUCCACAGCAAAUAAAAAAAUGGACCAGAAAAAGGAUGAAAUCGAACAGCGUAAAUCGGCGAAGAAAUCGGUGAUAGUCACCGAAGAGAUACCCGAUUUGAAAGAUAAGAGAAAUAAGGAAAAGAAACCUGAACUUCAUUCUUAUGCCCAGGAGAUAAUGGCUGAUCUUGAAUAUCGUCAGCAGUUCAAGGUGACGGAGAAUAUUGAUGGGGAAGAAAUCGACCUGACACCCAAUUAUAUACCAGAUUUUCCAUAUGCCGACCAGUUUCUAACUUUCAAUGUGCACCUAAAACAUGAGAUGACCAAUAUGCAUUUAAUGCACUCCAGAAGUAGUGCUACCCGAUCUCGUACACGUCAGAGCAUGCGAGGCGGAGUGGGGGGCAAUAAGCAGUCCAUUGAUGAGCUCAUCAGUGGAAUCAUGUAUGAAACAAUCAUAUUUAAUCCGAAUAAGUAUGAGGAAAAGCCGGAGGAGCACUUGCCACAGUCUUUCAAGAAGUCCUAUGUCAAGAUCACACUGCGCAAAUCGGAGUUUUUCAAGAUCUUCAACCAGAUCAGCACCACAGUGGCCAAGGGCACACCACAGGGGGAUCAAGUCGAGGCAGAUAAUCGACAGUAUGAUUAUCUAACGGUGGGCAAGGGUAAAGUUCGUCGUCGAUCCGAUAAUGAUGCCCAGACAACGAUCGUGUUGACCAACAGUCGCGCCGUGAAUACCAUAUAUGUGGACUAUGCCACAGUGGGAUCAUAUGUAUCCAACUUUGAGAUGUACGAUACCCUAGAGGGUGUAGAGCAGAAGAAGAGUCGGUACAGCACCAUGCACAGUCUGUCGAAAGGUACUGCUGAAGAGGAAACUCAAAUGGAUGCGGCAGCUACCGCUUACUUUGAGGAGGAGGAGGCCAGGGAACGGGAGAAAGCCAAGAACAUGGCACAUCAGCUGUUUCGGAGUGAAACCUUCAAGACGGCUCUACUGUAUGUGGGCCGUACACUCUCCAGCAACCUCUACAAGGCAGGGAUGCAACGCUUCCGUAACUUCCGACAGGUCGAUCGCUGUUCCACGGACGCUCAGUACAAGUACUCGUUGAAGGUGCUUUUCCGACUGAUUCCAGUGCCCAGUAAUGAUGAGAGAAAAGCGAUCAGCGACAUUAGUUUCUGCACUAGUAACAGCGAUAUUUUGGCCAUUUCCUAUGGACUCUUCUCCUUCUCCUCACAGCAUGUGCCCAUGAGUGGAGACGUCUAUGUGUGGAGCAUUAAGAAUCCUGGAGAACCGGAGCGUGCGUAUUAUUACAAUAUUCCAGUGACAGCAAUUUGCUUCUCUCCCUAUCUGCCCUCCCUUAUCGCCAUCGGGCUGUACGAUGGCAGUGUUGAGGUGCGAGAUGUGUCGUUUGUCAACACUCCCACCAUUGCGGUCUCUCAGCGUAGCACCUCGCCGAGCUGUGCACCUGUUGUCGCCAUUCGUUGGCUCAAACAGGUCACCGAUAGUGAUGCCAAUGAGGUUGAUCCUUUCCUUAGCCUGUCCCAGGAUGGAUCCGUUACACGUUUCGGCUUAACAAAGACUCCCUAUUUGUUGGGAUUCACUCAGAUGACCUUGGAGCGCAUAGAGGGGCAUCCCGAGGGUAUCAGAGUGCCGCUAUCUCCCACCACAGUUAUAGAGUCCAACAGGCAUCCCCAGGGACUCUACAUUACCACGCAUCCAGUACACAAAGACAUUUACUAUAUUCUCACCGAUGAGGGUUGUAUUCACAAGUGCUCUAUUAACUAUCAACAUCAGUAUUUGGAGGUACUCAAGUGCCAUGAUGGCGGUGUUAAUGUCAUGGAGUUUUCGCCCUGGUCCCCAAAACUAUUCCUCACCUGUGGCAACGAUUGGUACGUUCGCAUUUGGAUCGAUGGCAUUACACGUCCCCUCAUCGAACUCCUGGAUGAUUUUCAACCCGUCCAUUGGGCCAAUUGGAGUCCUACUCACUCCACAGUUAUAGUAUCUAUGAAUCGGGAAUCGGUUAGCAUCUGGGAUAUACGACGCAACAUUCUAAAGCCAAUGGGAAAACACGAAAUGGAUUCUUCCUACAAUACUGUUGCCCAAUUCUCUAAUAGUGGCACCACUUUGGUGGUGGGCAAUGAACGUGGCAAUGCCUUGUUCCAGGCCCUUAAUGAUAUGCCCUUUCCACCACAUUUCCAAUAUGAUGAACUGGAGAAGGCCAUAUACAAGUCCAUGGGAAAUGAUCAGGAACUGUUCAUCGAGCUCAAGAGCAUCGGUUUCUUUGGCUAUCCCAAUAAGGUGUGCAUGAAACCAUAAAGAAUUUGAUUUAAAAAUAUUUUUUCAGACAUUUAGUUUAAAGAUAAUAAAUAAA